AGGGAAUGGGAAUGGGAGGAGGGAAUGGGAGGGGGCGUGGCUUGGAGUCAGGAAGCGCCUGGGAGCUAAACAUGAGCCGCACGGACAGUCUGCCGGAUCCGUCACUUUACACAGUGAAAGCCGUUAUCAUUCUGGACCAGGAUGGACACAGACUACUGGCCAAAUAUUACGAGAACGACUUCCCGUCCCUGGCGGAGCAACAAGACUUUGAGAAGCAGAUUUUCAGAAGGAGUCACAAAGCAGAAAGUGAAGUGCUGCUUGUGGAUGGUGUGACUGCAUUGUGCCAGAAGUUAUCUGACAUCACGUGUUACAUCAUCGGUGGACUCCAUGAGAAUGAGCUUCUCCUUCUAGCCGCCCUGACUUGUAUUUGUGAGAGUCUGUGCCACAUGCUGCGGAAACACGUGGACCGGAGCUCCCUGCUGGAGAACAUGGAUACGGCCUUCCUCGUCCUGGAUGAGAUUAUAGACCAGGGGGUAAUUCUGGAGAGCGAUUAUCAGCAGGUUGUGCAGCGACUCAGCUUCAAGAGCAUCUCGGAGCCAGCCUUUGGCUUUGUGCUGUUUGACUAUCUGACUGGCAGCGGAGAGCAGGGCACAAGCCAAAAAGAUCAGGCAUAGAGUCGGGAAUGAGUGCCGUAUGUCCUGCCGUUCCAGCAAUAACAACUGAGAAACCUCUGCCUUUUUGUGUGUGGCCUCAUGUCAGCUGACUGGCGAAGCAUGCUGGGAGUUGUAGUUCACAAUGCCUUUGACAUCCCUUGAUGCCGCCCCCGCUGUACAGAACCAGAUUAGUGUCAUUAUUUCUAUUGUUGUAAAACACGGCCAGAUGUCUCUGCAAAUGAGUUGUAUAAUUAGAGGCUGGCACUGCACCCCAAUAAAGGGAAUAAAAAGCAGCUUUCAACCCAA
This is a messenger RNA of Xenopus laevis (African clawed frog), 899 nucleotides long. It is a transcript of the gene copz2.L, whose product is annotated as COPI coat complex subunit zeta 2 L homeolog. Lineage: Eukaryota; Metazoa; Chordata; Amphibia; Anura; Pipidae. The transcript has 8 exons. The coding region runs from base 6 to 614 and encodes 202 amino acids. The record is from RefSeq and is a predicted model, not a curated record.